This is a messenger RNA of Phlebotomus papatasi, 2201 nucleotides long. RefSeq lists its product as uncharacterized. Gene Ontology annotation, cellular component: nucleus. The transcript has a single exon. NCBI's taxonomy places the organism in Eukaryota, Metazoa, Arthropoda, Insecta, Diptera, Psychodidae. Gene Ontology annotation, biological process: regulation of DNA-templated transcription. The record is from RefSeq and is a predicted model, not a curated record. The coding region runs from base 237 to 1472 and encodes 411 amino acids.
GACGCGAGAAUAUGCCAGUGGCAACUGGAAGCAGACGGGAUGUAGAAAUUUUCAAGAGCACCCUCUCUCGCUCACGCUGGAGUUUUUGGUGGGAAAAAGAUGCUGGUGGAAACAGUAUGUGAUUGUUGAGGCUGUAGCAAGGACCUAUCCGGUCUACAUUCGUAUCCCGGACAUCGGAUUGUGUGCACGUGACUUGUGUCUGGAGAUAAUCAAGUGUUAGAGAUUCAGUGAAAAAGAUGACCAUGGACAUUGCCAAUCAAGUGAAGAGUACUGUGAUGGGUGAGGAGCAUCUAACAGUGCCUCAGACCAAAGCACCUGAAUAUUCACAUGUGUCUAAAGUGAUUCCCAAUAAGCGUUCUUUCGAUGUGGCUUUCCUCAUGCUUCCUGAUGAAAAGUUGAAGCAGAAGCAGCUGGACAAGCAAGCAAAGCUAGACAGUGUGACCGUUGAAUAUCCAGUACAUCAAAUCUCAGUGAAAAAUGACCUUUUGCUGAGGCAUCAACCACCACCGGAAAAUUUUGAUCAACGCAGUCGAGGUAGUUCUGAAGAGAUAGACAUUGUGUCCAAUGGAGUCAACAACAACAACCAUAGCCCUUCGGACCACUUAAGACACCUUCGGUACCAUUCCCUUCCGAUGGGAAGACUCCCACGUAUCUACGAUGACCCCACAAUCCUCCCAUCUCCGGAAAGGACCAAUCUCUCAGAUCUUGAUGCUCAUAGGAGUGCUUUUACCAAAGUGCCCCAUCUCCGUGGGGAUUCCCCGAACCCACCUCUGUCACCAGAUCAACUCAGCUGCCCUUCAAUCAGCCCUCCUGUGUCUGUGAGUCCACCUCGACCGUACCCACCGGCGGCCUUUCGUCCGUCGGACUAUGCCUUCGUCAAUGCAUCUGGAGCUUUCCAGGCCCAGGCUCAGAGUCCCUCACCGAAUAGCCCUACGAAAAAUCUCAAGCAGCAAUUUAUGUAUCGUCCAGGCCAAGAUCUACCGCCUGGCUACCUUCCAUCAGCUUCGUUCCCCUUCAACACGUCUUCACAUCCUUUCAUGCAACAGCAAUCAGAGAUUGCAGGUAUCGUCCGGAAUCCAGCGGCUGCAGCUAUCCUAUCUACCCUCAUCCCACCAACUCUCGCCUCAACCUUCAGCUUAACCGCACAGAAUGUCUGUGCCAAGUGCAACAUCAGCUUCCGGAUGACCAGUGAUCUGGUUUAUCAUAUGAGAUCACAUCAUAAGAAUGACAUGACCGGUGACCCCAUGAGGCGCAAGAGAGAGGAGAAACUCAAGUGUCCAGUCUGCAAUGAAAGCUUUAGGGAGAGGCAUCAUCUCACGAGGCAUAUGACGGCUCAUCAGGAUAAGGAAAGUGAUGAUGCAGAAGUCACUCCAAAUGGGGUUCAGGGGACCUCUGGUAGUUCUUUUGAGUUAACCCAGCUGCAUCAGACUGCAGUGCAUCCGGUCAGGAGGCAGCAUCACAAGAGCCACUGAAAGUGGUGGCCCUAAAUUCAACUGACAACGUUCCAGAUGGUAUACAGUUGGAUUUGGGCGCCUAAACUGGCGAUGGUUAAUGCUCAGAGUGGUGAUAGAAAUUAGCAGAUUGUUUCCAGGAUUUUUUAAAAUUUAAAAAAAAACAUUUAAAAAUAGAAUGGGGUUUAGCUUGAGAAUGGGUUUUUCAAAACCAGUUAUAAUCAGUAUUUAAUUGCAAAUGUUAAUUCUGGUCAGAAUUUUUUUUUAAAAGUUUCAAAUUAAAUCGGACAUUCAAGAUUUUACAUAACGAUUGAUGCUUAAGAUAUUCCAGUAUUGUAUUAUCCUGGAUUUCAUUUAAGCAUUUUUUUAAUUCUUGGAGACAAAGAACACUGCUAUCGAUUUCUACAUCAAGCAACGAUAAAGUGAAUUUGAUUAAGAUAUAAAAUUGUGAUGUUAGAUAGAUACCGAAAGCUAUAUAUUGUGCGGAGUUCUUCUGCAGAGAUUGAACCCCUUAUUAAUCCAAACCGUUGAGAGCAUGAAGCAGUGUAGUGGUAAUUUUCUUUCUUGUGUAUAAAGCAAUAAAAAAAAACUGAAUGUGUAUAUAAUAGAUGAUAAAUGGACUUCAUAAUAAAAUAGAGAUUUUGGAAUUCAUUAAUCGCUAAACAUUUUAUGUGCAAUGUUUCCCAUCAAAUAUGAACAAAAUGUAAAACAUAUACAAAAUGGCAAAUAAAUUACUAAAUGUCCCUCAAA